AUGUCCAACCAGGACCAUCCCAUUGACCAAAUAGAGGUCGCUCCCGAUUCUAUCAACUUUGCCGACCUUACCAACUUUCCCAUCGCACCCAGCGAAGAAGCUGGUCCCCACCUCUCCGCCUCGGAAGCCCACCCAUCGCUACAAGAUGCCGCCGGGCCGUCAACUACAUACAUCCCUCGGCAGCCCUCUCCGCCUCUCCCUGACCUCAAGACGAGGUCCUUUCCCGCUGUCGCCGCCGACUCUGACGAAGAGGACGCAGACGAUGAGCCCAUAGCUACCCUGCCUGUGUAUAUGUCUCCCGCAUUACUGCAACAAGGCGGCGUGGAUAUAUAUCAGUAUCCUCUGCAGCAUCGUGAUAUCAGUGUGCCUACUUGGGCUCGGGAUAGAGGGAAGACUAUAUCGGCUCGAGUAAAGGAGAACGUGGCGAGGGUAGAGGUUGAGAUCCCGGUCGACGCUGGCGCGGCUUACUGGCGUGAAGAUCGAGCCUCCGACCUGGGAUUUGUCGUGGACGUUACGAACGGUGACGACAGUACGGUUGGCGGCUAUGGGUUUGGGGGAAAAGAAAAAGACAAGAAGGGAAAGGAAAAGGCAUCUAGGAAGAAGGAGGAGAAGUGGGGCGACAAGAUGAGACUCAGCAGUGAAGUGGUGCCGAAUGCCACUGGGUACUAUACGGGUGUGAUCAGAGAUGGUAAGUGGAUUGACAAUUUCUCAGAACUCUUUUGCUCAUGGAACCCAUCAGGCGCCGUUCACCUUUGCCCGGUUUCUCGUGUUCUUCAAUUCCGAACAUCUUUGGGCUACCUCGACGAUGUUGAACAGCGCUCGCGGACUCGUCGAACCACCAACGGCAAUGCCGAGUCUGACGACGAAGACGCUCCGAAGAAGAAACGAGCUCCACCCCCACCUGUCGCCAAGCCGCGCAAGGUUCUCGACGAUGAAGAGAAUGAUGGUACGGGGUCCAUCAAAGAUUUCAGAAACAAGAUGUGGGCGAUGGCCCAGAAGGAGGACGAGGAUGACUGGGUUGCUUACCAGUGGAAGGCUGGAGGAGAGGAGAGCUCUGUUGUAGACGCUCUCGAAGGACUGAUUCUCCCCGAGGAGAAGCGAGAAAGGCUCACUUGCAAGACACGGCCUUUGGACUAUCUGGACCGUGCUCAGUGA
Molecule: messenger RNA, 1155 nt
Organism: Cryptococcus wingfieldii CBS 7118
Lineage: Eukaryota; Fungi; Basidiomycota; Tremellomycetes; Tremellales; Cryptococcaceae
Product: DNA-directed RNA polymerase III subunit RPC5
Exons: 2
Coding region: 1-1155 (384 amino acids)
Biological process (GO): DNA-templated transcription
Cellular component (GO): nucleus; RNA polymerase III complex
Source: RefSeq, a predicted model, not a curated record